AUGAAGGCUGGGGGGUCAGCAGGUCACAGGCUUGUGCUAAGUUGUCAGAGAGCUGAAUGCUGUCCCCAGGCCCACAGCGGGGGUGCGAAGCAGGGGAGGGGUGGAGACCCCCUCCACUUUCUGUGGAAUGAGGAGAAGAAGAGGAAGAGAGGAGAGGCCGCCUGCAGUCUGUGGACUCUGGAUGCCAGUCUGUCUCCGGACGCUCCGAAGCAGGUUCACUGGUGUAACGUGGCGUAUUGGGAACACCGCACACGCGUGGGCCGCCUCUACACCGUGUACGAACCCUCCGUCAGCAUCUUCUAUGAUCUACCUCAAGGCACAGGCUUCUGCCUGGGCCAGCUCAGCCUGGAGCAGCGCAGCAGCACCGUGCAGCGGACUCGAGGGAAAAUCGGUUAUGGCAUCCUCCUGAGCAAGGAGCCCGAUGGCGUGUGGGCCUACAACCGCAGCCACCACCCCAUCUUCGUCAACUCCCCCACGCUGGAUGUGCCAAACAGCAGGACUCUGGUGGUGCGGAAGGUCAUGCCUGGAUACUCCAUUAAAGUGUUUGACUAUGAGCGCUCAGGCCUGCUCCGCCACAACCCAGACACACCCCUGGACGGACCCUUCGAUCCCAACAGUGUCAGGAUCAGCUUUGCUAAAGGCUGGGGCCCCUGCUACUCCAGACAGUUCAUCACCUCCUGCCCCUGCUGGCUGGAGAUCCUCCUCAACAAUCACAGAUAA
Knipowitschia caucasica is the source of this 720-nucleotide messenger RNA. NCBI's taxonomy places the organism in Eukaryota, Metazoa, Chordata, Actinopteri, Gobiiformes, Gobiidae. The record is from the annotation of a GenBank genome assembly.